GUCAAAGGUGACUGCCGAAUACGUGCCGGAAGCGAUCCUGUGGCCUUCGUCCUUUGUGAGGGCCGUGCCGUCUUCGACUACGAGGACCCUUCGGUGGCGAUUCGUUUUUUGGCGACCAGCUCGGACUGUCUCCAAGGCCGAGAAUUGUGGUCCGCUUUGCCGGCAGAGGUGGCCGCUGCCACGCUGUGCAGCGCAGGGCUUCGCGCGGCCUGUGCCGCCCUGCGCACAUGCAAGGGCUGGAGCGAAGAUGCAAUCAGCCUUGGCUGCCGGGAGCGGGCCUACAAAGAGAUGACAGGCUGGUGUCAUUCGGCGGGCGUCCCCACCAAGAAGGAGAUGAUCCGCGAGCGAAUUUCCGGCGUGAAUUUCAACCACGACAUUGCGAGCGUACUAAGACCAGAAGGACAACACAAAGUUCACAGCAGCCUGUACAACUGCGGGGAGAACAUCAAGGCUUUGCGUGACUUGUGCAAUGUCAACAGCGGGGAGUCUAGGCAACCGUAG
Symbiodinium necroappetens is the source of this 501-nucleotide messenger RNA. The record is from the annotation of a GenBank genome assembly. NCBI's taxonomy places the organism in Eukaryota, Dinophyceae, Suessiales, Symbiodiniaceae.